Molecule: messenger RNA, 1113 nt
Organism: Cetraspora pellucida
Lineage: Eukaryota; Fungi; Glomeromycota; Glomeromycetes; Diversisporales; Gigasporaceae
Source: the annotation of a GenBank genome assembly
AUGCCUUUAUUGAAUGUUGUCAAUAUAUCAAGUUUUAACACAACAUUCUUUUCCUGUUUUGUUUUCUUGAAUGAUGAAACGGAAGCAGAUUACGAAUGGGCCUUGGCUUGCAUUUUAAGAAUUUUUAAUGGAAUGUCAUGCCCUAAUGUUAUCAUUACUGAUAGAGAAUUAGCAUUAAUAGGAGCUAUCAGUAAAGUCUUUUCCACUACUAAACAAAUCCUAUAUGCUUGGCACAUAAACAAGAAUGUUCUUGCCAAAUGUAAAUGUCAUUUUGACACAGAGGAGCAAUGGACCAAGUUCAUGAAAAUGUGGCAAACAAUCAUAGGAUCUGUUACCGAGCAAGAGUUUAUGGAUCGAUGGAAUAGGUUCAUAGAGUGCUAUAAAAAUAAACCUAAUAUACUUAAUUAUAUUCAAGAAACCUGGAUUUCUUAUAAAGAACAUUUUAUAUUCUCCUGGACAAAUUGUCACUUACACCUUAGUAAUAAGGAAACUUCAAGAGUAGAAGGCGCUCAUGCUGUUUUCAAAAAGUGCUUGCAAUCAUCCAUGGGUGAUCUCGAAUUUGUAUAUCGGAAAAUUGUGUUGCAAGUGGAAUCUCAGAUAAGAGAAAUUCGAGUAAUGAUUUCUUCUGAACGUAUGAAAAUACAUCAUACAUACCAAAUUUCCUUAUUUGAGCCUUUUUUGUGCCGUGUGUCUGUUUUUGCUUUAAAAAAAAUUUAUGAUGAAUUGAUUAAAGCAUCAGAUACGACUCAAAAUUUACCUCUACGCCCUUGUAAAAAAACUUUAAAAUCUACAAUAGGACUUCCGUGUUCACACAUCAUAAGCGAAUGUCUAGCAACUGGCCAACUGUUACAAUUAAAUGACAUCCACGAGCACUGGUGGAUUCAAGGUCGCUGUUUUGAAUUCUUAGAAGAUCCUGCAUGCCUUGCAGAUAAUAGCCAUAAUGACCUUCAGCCCUUAUUGCAAUGUCUUAUACAACAAUAUAAAUUCUGGCCCUCACACCAACAAGCAGCUGUUCGUGCUCAAAUAAAAGAAUUAGGACACACACCUUCUAUGGUGCUGAAAGAUCCAGUUACUACUAAAACAUGGGGAAGGCCGAUUGGAGCAAAAAACUGA